AUGAUGUUCACCAGGUUUUCUUCCGUAGUGUCAACCAUUCUUAUCUCUGGGCUUGCGUCCGUCGUCCUUGCCGGCGUGGCGCCCCAGAUCACCUCUAACCCUCUGAAUGUUGUUGCCGUUGCCGAGUUCCCUAUGUUUGGUUGUGGCGAGAUGGAGGGCUACGUUCUGUUCGAGGCCCCUUACGGCAAGAAAGUCAAGGUCAACGUUGACGUGACCAGGCUUCCAGCCGACGGCUUCCCAUUUCUCUAUCAUGUCCACGAAUUUCCCGUUGGCGAUGACGGUGACUGUGAAAGUGUUGGGCCAAUCUUCAACCCUUACCACGCCUCGCCAAACUGUGACGCCCAAGACGGCGACGAGUACUGCAAAAUUGGCGACUUGUCGGGCAAGCACGGUCAAAUCCAGACGACCUGCUUCCAAACCGAGUACUACGAUCCUUAUAUCUCUUUGACAGCUCAGUCGAAAGGUAGCAUCGUUGGUCGCUCGGUAGUGUUUCACUACAGUGACAUGACCAAGAUCGCUUGUGCUAAUAUCGAGUACGCCACCGAGGAGCAGAUGGAGCGUCUUCGCUGUGACUCUGACAGCGAAGGCGACGGUGAGGGCGCUGAUGUUAUCUACGACGUGAACAAGCGGGACGAGGAUGGCGACGGCAGCAGCAGUUCGUUCGGGGGCUACGAGUCAGCCGCCUCUACGCUGUCUACUGAAAGUGCAUAUUCAGAGACAGAGUACUCACCCGAGAUUGUCACUAAGGUGACAAAUUCUAGCAGUUAUCAUCACAAUAAGACCACUGUGACCAACUAUGGCCAAAACUCCGUGUGCGAGGAAGGCGGAGCUGCGAGCUUGAAUGCUGCUAUCUGUGCCCUUUUUGGUGUGUUGGCUCCCUUUUUCUUGUGA
This is a messenger RNA of Candidozyma auris, 891 nucleotides long. RefSeq names its product Sod6p (gene SOD6). The transcript has a single exon. Gene Ontology annotation, biological process: removal of superoxide radicals. NCBI's taxonomy places the organism in Eukaryota, Fungi, Ascomycota, Pichiomycetes, Serinales, Metschnikowiaceae. Gene Ontology annotation, molecular function: copper ion binding; superoxide dismutase activity. Gene Ontology annotation, cellular component: extracellular region. The record is from RefSeq and is a predicted model, not a curated record. The coding region runs from base 1 to 891 and encodes 296 amino acids.